AUGGAGGCACAGCACCAGUCGCUCGGGGAGUUUUUUGUGCACCGGUCAGUUCUGGAUGAGGAACACAUGAAUGACAUGGCACGGAAAAAGACGGACUCCACCAACCCACCUCUGUGUGAGCGUGUCAAAAAUUCUCUCAGGUGUUCGGGGCAGCGGCUGAGGCAGACGGUGUUGGGCUGUGUGCCGGUUCUCUCCUGGCUGCCUCGAUACUCCGUCAGAGAAAACGCCGUGGGCGACCUCAUCUCCGGCAUCAGCGUGGGCAUCAUGCAUCUGCCGCAGGGUAUGGCGUAUGCCCUCCUGGCCUCCUUGCCGCCAGUGUAUGGCUUGUACACCUCCCUCUUCCCAGUGUUGAUCUACUUCAUCUUCGGCACCUCCAGACACAUCUCUAUAGGGACAUUUGCUGUGAUCAGUAUCAUGAUUGGCAGUGUGACAGAGAAGCUGGCACCAGACAGCGACUUUAAGAUCCUGAACGGGACCAAUGGGACAGGCGGCGUGGACGUUGAGGCACGGGAUGCCUACAGAGUACAAAUAGCGUGUGCCAUCACCGUUCUGGGAGGAGUCUUUCAGUUCCUGUUGGGUUUGGUGAGGUUUGGUUUUGUGGUCACCUACCUGUCUGAGCCUCUGGUUCGGGGCUACACAACGGGGGCUGCGUGUCACGUUACAGUUUCACAAUUCAAAUACCUGUUUGGACUCAAACCAGCGCGCUACGCUGGUCCUCUCUCUAUAGUUUAUACGCUGGUGGAUAUCUGCUCUUUGCUACCGGAGACUAAAGUGGGAGAGGUUGUGGUCAGUCUGGUGGCGCUCUCUGUUCUCAUCAUGGUCAAAGAAGUGAACGCCUGCUACAGUAAAAAACUACCUCUGCCCAUUCCCAUCGAGCUUAUAGUUAUCAUAUUAGCAACAGUCAUCUCCUAUUUUGGCCGACUUAACGACAAAUACAGCAUUGAUGUGGUUGGAGAGAUACCCAGCGGGCUCAAUGCUCCUCGUGUCGUGGAUGCAAGUCUAUUCUCAGAAGUGGUGGGCGAUGCGUUUGCGGUGGCCAUUGUAGGAUACGCCAUUAAUAUUUCCCUGGGCAAAACCUUUGCCCUUAAACAUGGAUAUAAGGUGGACAGCAACCAGGAAUUGAUCGCUUUGGGACUCAGUAACAGCUUUGGAGGGUUUUUUCAGUGUUACUGUGUGACGUCAUCCUUAUCUCGCAGUCUCAUCCAGGAGAGCACAGGGGGCAAGACACAGGUUGCUGGAGUGGUUUCUUCCAUCAUUGUCCUGAUUACAGUUUUGAAAAUAGGCCCUCUGUUUGAGGAACUUCCCAAGGCUGUGCUAACCACCAUAGUGUAUGCGAAUUUAAAAGGAAUGUUUAAGCAGUUCCUGGAUGUUCCUCUGCUGUGGAAAAGCAACAAGGUUGAUCUGAUGGUGUGGUUGGUAACUGCAGCAGCUACCGUCCUUCUCAACCUGGACUUUGGUCUGGCUGUCUCUGUUGUCUUCUCCAUACUAACUGUCAUCUUCAGAACGCAGCUGCCACGCUACUCCAUCUUGGGCCAAGUGCCGGGCACGGAGCUGUAUCUAGAGACAGACACCUAUGAAGAGGCCAAACAGGUUCCAGGCAUAACCAUCUUCCGCUCAUCCACCACCGUCUACUACACCAACGCCGAACUGUACUUGGAGGCCCUGCAGGAGAAGAGCGGGAUAGACAUCGGGAAGCUGCUGACCGAAAAGAAGAAACGAGAGACAAAACAGAAGCGGCAACAGGAAAAGGAGAAGAAGAAAGCUAAAAAGGAGGCAAAGAAACAAGUAGGAACUCCAGCAUAACACGAGCCAGAGAAGAACGAGUUGAAGGACUUCAACAGCUCCUCAGCAGAACCGAGGGAUGGGGAGCAGGGGAACGGCCGAGCUGUAACCCCGAACGAGACGUCCGAGAACGGACACGUCCGGGGCCACGAUAACUGGGCGUACCAACAAGACGGAAACCGCCCCGACUCCGACUCUGAUGCAGGAUGCCAUGGUGACGACGGCAUCACCAGGACAUACGGUGAUGGAGGCAGCCAGACGGGAAGCGGUUGCUUGUCUGACACACACAGCAUCAUCCUGGACCUGUCCACGACCAGCUUUGUGGACACGGUUGCUGUCAAGACCCUGAAAAACAUAUUCAGAGACUUCGGGGAGGUUGAUAUAAGCAUCUAUCUCGCGGGCUGCCAAGCCUGUGUGGUGGAGCAGCUAGAACGGGCCAGUUUCUUCUCGCAGACCAUCCCUAAGAGCCAGCUGUUUGCCACCGUUCAUGACGCCGUGCUCCAUGUUCUCAGGAAACAGGAGCUG
Messenger RNA from Lampris incognitus (smalleye Pacific opah), 2307 nucleotides. RefSeq names its product solute carrier family 26 member 6 (gene slc26a6l2). The record is from RefSeq and is a predicted model, not a curated record. Lineage: Eukaryota; Metazoa; Chordata; Actinopteri; Lampriformes; Lampridae. Gene Ontology annotation, cellular component: membrane. Gene Ontology annotation, molecular function: oxalate transmembrane transporter activity; bicarbonate transmembrane transporter activity; secondary active sulfate transmembrane transporter activity. The annotation marks the transcript as partial. Gene Ontology annotation, biological process: transmembrane transport. The transcript has 18 exons.